AUGAGUACUCCUUCCUCUUCAUCUGGGGCCGUCGAAAAGCCGCAGCCGCCCGAGUCAGAGAAAAUCGUCAACCCGGGGAGCACGGUUGUCGCCCUCAGCAAUGAAAACGACCAGCCAAGCCUGGACGGGCUGGGUUCAGACGACAGCCAAAGUCCCCAGAAUUGGAGUCCGUGGAAGAAGCGACUGUUGUUCCUCGCAUUGAUGUCGAGUUCAAUACUGGCCGAUGGAGGUAUGACCUAUGGCGCAACUCUUGUGGCUCCUCAGGCCUUUGAAUGGCACACCUCCAUAUCACACUCGGCCACUUCUCUCAAUUACGGUAUCCUGCUCCAGGGUUUCGGUGGCAUCAUUGCUGUGCCUUUCAUUGAUGCAUAUGGACGGCAAGUCUUUUGCGGACUGAGCAUUGCGCCAUUCACUCUCUUUGUCGUCCUCGGCUGCGUCUAUGCAGAAUCAUGGUCCGUUUUCACGGCAUUACGCUCCCUUCAAGGUCUUUUCGGAACAGUACCUCAAGUGAUUGGCCUGCCAAUCAUCCACGACAUGUACGCCCCGCACGAAUGGCCACGAUACAUCAACAUUUGGGGAACAACGUUCCUGGUCGGACCCUUCCUCUUCCCUGCCAUAGCCGGAUAUAUUUUGGAGGGCACUGGCUCCUGGCGUGACUCCUUCAAAGUCCUGACAGGUUUCUAUGGACUCUCUACGCUGAUGAUCCUAGCAUUCGGCUACGAGACGUACUACAACAGAUCGACAGGCUUCCAGCAAACCAACCGGAUCAAGUCGCUUUUAGGAAUCGGAAAUACCAAUCUUCCAAAAGCAAAGACACUCUCAGAGUCGAGUAUCAACAUAAUCAAGCUCACCUUCACGCUACCCCUCCUCCUCAUUGGUCUCUCCACAAUGAUCAACUUCACAUGGCCCAUCGGAAUCACCACGACAAUUGACACCUUUGUCCGAGCGCCCCCUUACCUGUUCGACAAUGUUGAAGAUGCUUCCAUCCGUUUCGCGGGUGUCAUCGGCGCCAUUCUGGGCUUCUGCUUUGGUUACUUCUUCAACGAAUGGAUCUACAACGGAUCUGGUGGAAAGCGAAAGGCCCACUGGCGCAGUGAAUACAGACUGCAUGGCGUGUGGUUCCCUAUCGGCAGCAUGGUGUGUGGCCUGCUGACGUACGGCCUCACACUCAACUAUGGAAAAAGCUGGGUCGGACUUGCCUUUGGCUGGAUCAUGGUGAACAUCGGCUUGGUCGGCUCCAUGGUUGCCAUCACUGCCUUUGCCCUCGACAAGUAUCCCACCCACGCUGCUGUGGUAUCGGCCAUUAUCAACAUGUGGCGCACAUGUGGUGGAUUCUCCGUCGGCUAUUUCCAGCCGAGUUGGAUUACAAAGGACGGUUUGGCUGCGGUCUUUGCGACACAGGCUGCUGUCGUUGCUGUCUGCGCUGUGCUCUUCAUCGGACCAGCCAUUUGGCUUGGAAGGCGUGCUGCAAGCCGCAAAACUGCGGCUGAUGUCACCGGUGAGGCAUGA
Messenger RNA from Exophiala spinifera, 1509 nucleotides. RefSeq lists its product as uncharacterized. The transcript has 3 exons. Lineage: Eukaryota; Fungi; Ascomycota; Eurotiomycetes; Chaetothyriales; Herpotrichiellaceae. The coding region runs from base 1 to 1509 and encodes 502 amino acids. The record is from RefSeq and is a predicted model, not a curated record. Gene Ontology annotation, biological process: transmembrane transport. Gene Ontology annotation, molecular function: transmembrane transporter activity.